Hibiscus syriacus is the source of this 1792-nucleotide messenger RNA. RefSeq names its product protein NRT1/ PTR FAMILY 5.10-like. NCBI's taxonomy places the organism in Eukaryota, Viridiplantae, Streptophyta, Magnoliopsida, Malvales, Malvaceae. The record is from RefSeq and is a predicted model, not a curated record. Gene Ontology annotation, cellular component: membrane. Gene Ontology annotation, molecular function: dipeptide transmembrane transporter activity; tripeptide transmembrane transporter activity. Bases 22 to 1731 code for a protein of 569 amino acids. The transcript is spliced from 3 exons. Gene Ontology annotation, biological process: dipeptide transport; transmembrane transport.
GUCUCAAUUACUAUCAAAGCUAUGCCAAUCUCCGCUGCUGAAACUCCACUCUUGGAUGACACCGUUGAUGGCUGCCUUGACUACAAAGGCCGACCUGUUCGCCGCUCCACCUCCGGUUGUUGGAGAUCCGCUUCUUUCAUCAUAGCCGUCGAAAUUGCUGAGAGGUUUUCUUAUUACGGCAUCUCUUCAAACCUCAUAACUUACUUGACGGGGCCUCUGGGCGAGUCCACUGCUACCGCCGCCGCACAAGUCAACGCCUGGUAUGGGGCGGCCUCGCUUCUGCCUCUCUUGGGUGCAUUCAUUGCUGAUUCUUUUCUUGGCCGAUACCGCACUAUUAUUCUCGCUUCCCUUGUUUACAUUUUGGGGCUAGGUUUGUUGACUCUGUCAGCCACACUUAGUUCUGUCAGCAGUUCUGGUGGCCAAAAUGCAGAUAAUGCUGCAUUGAAUUCUUCACCUCAGUUUCAAGUGAUACUAUUCUUCUUCUCAGUGUAUCUAGUAGCAUUUGCACAAGGUGGGCACAAACCAUGUGUUCAAGCUUUUGGUGCAGAUCAAUUUGAUACUCAAGAUCCAAAGGAGUGUAAAGCGAAGAGUUCUUUCUUUAAUUGGUGGUACUUUGGUAUGUAUACCGGUACCUUAACAACCCUAUGGAUUUUAAAUUACAUUCAAGACAAUCUUAGUUGGGUUCUUGGAUUUGCGAUACCUGGAAUUGUGAUGGCUGUUGGACUGGUUAUUUUCGUACUUGGAACAAUGACUUACCGAUAUAGUGUGAAGGGGGAUGAAGAAAACCCAUUUGUGACUGUUGGUCGAGUGUUCAUUUUGGCAGUUAGAAACCAGAAAACAUCCUAUUCAGCAAUUGCUGCAGAGGAAGAAGCCCAAGGAACUCUUUCUACUGAAAGUUCCAAGCAAUUCCGAUUCCUCAACAAAGCCUUGCUUGUGCCGGAUGGUUCAAAGGAACAAGGAGUGGUGUGCAGCAUCAGAGACGUUGAAGAAGCAAAGGCUAUUAUAAGGCUUGCACCAAUAUGGGCUACAUGCUUGAUUUAUGCAAUCGUCUUUGCACAAUCAUCGACCUUCUUCACCAAGCAAGGAGCUACUAUGGACAGGUCAAUUACAACAGGCUUUGAAAUACCUGCUGCUUCACUUCAGUCGUUCGUUAGCCUUUCGAUUGUUCUUUUCAUUCCUGUAUAUGACCGCAUUUUCGUCCCGUUAGCAAGAGCCUUGACAAGGAAACCAACCGGUAUUACAAUGCUUCAAAGAAUCGGAACCGGAAUGGUAAUAUCUGCUAUGUCAAUGGUAAUUGCUGCUAUAGUGGAGAUGCAGAGGCUUAAAAUUGCUGAAGGAAAUGGACUGGUAGAUAAGCCAAAUGUGAUGGUUCCAAUGAGUGUAUGGUGGCUGGUCCCUCAAUACGUACUAUUCGGAUUAGCCGAUGUUUUCACCAUGGUUGGCCUUCAAGAAUUUUUCUAUGAUCAGAUGCCAAAUGAAUUAAGGAGUAUGGGUCUUGCGCUCUACCUUAGCAUCUUUGGUGCUGGGAGCUUCUUAAGUAGCUUUCUCAUCUCCACCAUUGAGAAUGUGACAGGUGGGCAUGGCCGAGAUAGCUGGUUCUCAAAUAAUCUGAAUAGGGCACAUCUCGAUUACUUUUACUGGCUGCUUGCUGCACUUAGUGCCAUGGGCUUGGCACUCUAUAUAUGUUGUACAAAAUCUUACAUUUAUGCUAGAAGGGGAAGGGCGUUCUAAAUUUAUUAAGAAACAAACAAAUAUAUAUUGUAUUUUCAAUAAUGGAUUUAUAUUAUAAAAU